AAUGAUUUGAAUGUUUCUUGUCGGUUAGUUCCUAAACUCAACUUCUAUCCUAUUUUUUUUCUUUUUUCACAUUUCAUUUUCCGUUUUGCCAUCUUCAACAUUUUUGAUUCAAAUAAAGACCAUUCAUCAUCUCUGGUCAUCAAUUAUCAAUUCAUUCAUUCAUCUCAUUUACCAAGAACCUUUAUCGUACUAUCUUGUCAAGUACAAAAGUUAUCCAAGAUUGCCCAAGUCUAUUUAAACCUUUACCUUCUUAAAAUAUCAAACGGACAAUGUCAUUGAAUUUGGUGAUACCCAAAAGUGAAAUGAAAUUGCAAGAAACUCAAGAAAUCAAUCCUAUGAUCAUCGAAUCAAGAAGUCAAGAAGAAUGUCAUCAAAUCCAAAGAGAAGAUUCGAUCCCAGAUAGUUUACCAUCCUUAAGCACUUCACCUACCAGAACUCAAUCAACUUUACAUUUAACUUCAUUACCUAAACCGAAUUUAAAUUCAUGGAAAUCUAAUCAAAACCUUUCAUUAUUCAGAUCACCCACUGAAUUGAUAUACGAACCAUGUUCACCUUCAAGUUGGUCUUCAACUUCACCACAUUCGAAUCAUAGAUCUAUGAUUGGUUAUUUUGAAUCAGUCUUACUUAAACCGGCUCAUAAUCGAUUGAUUUCAAUUUUAAAUAAAUCAGAUACUAAUUCUAAAGAGCUUUCAGUUCAACUUAAUAAACCUUUACAGAACCCUUCAAUCGAUUCGACGUUUGAAAAAUUAUGUUUAGAUUCACAAGCUGAUUCGAUUAGUAAUGGUAGUGGCAGUGGUGAUUCUGGGUCUAGUUCGAUUACUCUAAGUUCGAUUCAUGAAGCUCAGUCUAUCAAAUCCAGUUCAAGUACUAUUCUUACUGAUCCUCAUCAAAACCUUCAUUCUAAUAUUGUUUUGAAUCCGACUAAUCAAUCGAUCACUAGUGAUUUUGAUUAUAUAGACACUUCAAGCUUUCUUGAUUCCAAUUUGAUCACACCUAGAAAAAGUUCUGAAACCCAACCCAACAAUGAUAGUAGUAGUAAACCGAUCCGACCCAAACUAUGUCCAUUAUUAUCACCAAGGUUUCCAAAAUCACCACCAACUACUAAUCAUCAUAGAAGAUCGACACUUUCUACAUUAGAAAAAGAAAACGUAAGAGAAGGAGAAGAAAGAAGAAGUGCAUAUUUUAGUCAAAAAGCUUUGAUGUAUGGAUUUGGUUAUGAGUUUAAUCAUGUAGAUUCUUCUAGAAGUAGAAUGAUGACCGUCGAUGGGAUCACGGAUUUGAUGGCUAAAAGAUUGGAUUUAAGUUUUGAAGCUUUAGAGGAAUUUAAUCGACUGGAUGGGGUUCAGAUUCGGAAUAGGAAGGGUACUUCAUUGGUUCCUCAAGAAGGUAGUUUGGUAGAUGAGAAUGAUGAGGUGAUGGAUUUGAUUCAGGAUGAUGAGCGGAUCGAAAAGGAUGAGUUUGGAUUUGAAGAACUUGAUGGAAAACUUAUGGAGAAUCUGGAUGUGCAUCGAUUGAUUUGUAUUACUGAUUGGAUCAAGAAUAUCGUGAAGUGAAUCAAGUCGGAUUCAGAUUUGGUUUAGAUAAAAAAGAUCCAAGCGAGCGCAUUUCAUACAUUUUGAUCAUCAUUUUUUAAUUACUUCUUAACUUUUAAUCAUUAAAAUGGACCACUUUGGGCGAUGUAUUCUUUAAUGGACCCUUACAAUUAUUAUUAUUAUUAUUCGAAAAACAAUUUAUCAUGAUUUGUAUCUCAUCUUUUUUUAUUUGUUAACCCAUGUAUUUGUAAUUUCGAAAGAUGAUUUUUUUCGUUGGAGUUUGUUAUUCAAUUUAUUUGUUUUGAGAAUCUCAAAGAUUUUAUUUUAUUUACUUUUCUUUGUAAUCAAGUAUUAUAAUAUCAAGGGUUUUUGUUUGUGAUGGUAUAGAUUUUAAAAAAUCUUGAUCAACUUUGUUUUGAAGUUUGGAAUAUAAAAAAUAUAUCAUUUUAUCUAU
Melampsora larici-populina 98AG31 is the source of this 1986-nucleotide messenger RNA. RefSeq lists its product as uncharacterized. The transcript is spliced from 2 exons. NCBI's taxonomy places the organism in Eukaryota, Fungi, Basidiomycota, Pucciniomycetes, Pucciniales, Melampsoraceae. The record is from RefSeq and is a predicted model, not a curated record. Bases 270 to 1553 code for a protein of 427 amino acids.